AAGUACUCUGUAUUCCGUACAUACAUACAUUACAAUUACAGUGGUAAACGGAUACCGCAUUCCCGCUAUGGUUACAGGUGCCUUGCAGCGAGCGAGCCAACGGCGCGCCGGAAUGACUCAGGCUGAGGGACUGGUGCCUGGAGUUUCAAGGUCUCUGUUGUUGUCAUUUCAGGGGAGGAAGAAAAGGAUCAGAUCAGAACAGCCGGCAAAGACGGGCGAAUAAUGAUACCAAGAGCCCCUCAGUGGAUUCCGCGUCUUCUUACAAAUCAAUUGAUUAUUCAGAGAAGAAUUUCCGUGCUUAGCGGCUCGUCAGCGGCAGCUAUCAAGACCGAUUCGAAGAUGGCGACGGCAACCCCAAACUCAACGAGUAACCCGACUCAGACAGAAGCAACCCUGUCACCAGCAGCAGACUACAAGCCUAGAUAUAUCGAUAUUGGUAUCAACUUGGCAGAUCCCAUCUUCCGAGGCCGUUACCAUGGCAAGUCCAGGCAUCCCGAUGACUUGAAGGGCGUCAUCAAGAGAGCCGACGAGGUCGGAUGCACAAAACUCAUCGUAACGGGCUCCAGCUUCAAAAGCUCGAGGGACGCCCUGAAACUCGCCCGUGCAUUCCCCGGUACUGUCUACACAACCGCUGGCAUCCAUCCCUGCAGCAGCUCCAUCUUCAGCUCCUCCCACCACAGGCACCACGAUGAGAGCCAGAGUGAGGGCGAAGGGGCAGAGGACGAGCACACGCCUGCCUGCGACCCGGACCCGUCCAAGCCGAUCGCCGACGGCGGUGGCAUCGACCAUAUUCGAACCAAGGUUAUCAUUUCCGACCUAAAGACUCUAGUCGAGCAGGCCCAGCUACCAUCACCAUCGGCAGCGCCAGCAGCCCUCGUCGCCUUUGGCGAGUUCGGGCUCGACUACGACCGGCUGCACUACUGCUCCAAGGAGGUGCAGCUGCACUCGUUCGCGGCGCAGCUAGAGCUAGCAGCAUCACUGCAGCCCCAGUUACCGCUGUUCCUGCACUCACGGGCAGCGCACAGCGAUUUCGUGUGGCUACUGCAGGGCGCCUUCGGCAGCCGGCUGGAGCGGCUGGAGCGCGGCGGGGUGGUGCACAGCUUCACGGGUACUAUCGACGAGCUGCGCGAGCUUAUGGGCCUGGGGCUGUACAUUGGCAUCAACGGGUGCAGCUUCAAGACGGCCGAAAAUUGCGACGUCGUUGCCGAGAUUGAGCUCGACCGCCUCAUGCUCGAGACGGACGGGCCCUGGUGCGAGGUCCGCCCCAGCCACUACGGCUGGAAGUACCUCGUUGAGAAGCCCGCCGAGUCAGCUCCGAGUCCUGCUACCCUCGAGGUCGGUAACGGGGAGGCGGACGAGGCUGCUGCUGGCACCUCACAGCAACAACCGAAGAAUAAGCAGCAACAACAGCAGCAGGGGAAGAAAAACAAAAAGAACCAGAAAAAGGAGCCCGAGGUCCCCGAGCGGUUCAAGGUGGUGAAGAAGGAGAAAUGGGAGGAGGGCGCCAUGGUCAAAGGGCGCAACGAGCCGUGCACCGUUGAGCGCGUUGCCAAGAUUGUGGCUGGGAUAAAAGGCGUCUCGGUCGAGGAGGUGUGCGAGGCGGCGUGGGCCAACACUGUCAAGGUAUUUGGCGUAGAGUAGUAGAGUAAGGUUGGUUUCUUGAUGGUAGCUACCGUUACUUUGACUCUACCUCCGACUAGAACCAAUCCCCUGGCUCGAGGUAAGGAAAGGGGGA
Molecule: messenger RNA, 1735 nt
Organism: Lasiosphaeria miniovina
Lineage: Eukaryota; Fungi; Ascomycota; Sordariomycetes; Sordariales; Lasiosphaeriaceae
Exons: 3
Coding region: 223-1641 (472 amino acids)
Cellular component (GO): cytosol
Molecular function (GO): 3'-5'-DNA exonuclease activity
Source: RefSeq, a predicted model, not a curated record